Acipenser ruthenus (sterlet) is the source of this 5687-nucleotide messenger RNA. RefSeq lists its product as uncharacterized. The record is from RefSeq and is a predicted model, not a curated record. The coding region runs from base 196 to 2544 and encodes 782 amino acids. Lineage: Eukaryota; Metazoa; Chordata; Actinopteri; Acipenseriformes; Acipenseridae. The transcript is spliced from 17 exons.
CUCGCCUCCCAGUGUUCUUACAUUUUCCACGUCCUCCACAAUGAGGAAGUUGCCUUACCAGUAACCAAGGUGUUUCUCGGCACCGCCCGGUAGACAAAGCCAUGGCAUUCUGAGGAACUAAACACUGCAGAAAAACAAGCGUGGCUACUGCAAGCUCGUGUUGAGGAGCUCAUCUUUGUUCAAGUUUUGGAAGACAUGAGUAGAAGUCCUAAACCAAUGGAUAUUACAAACCCGCCAGAAGCAGUGCCUCAACUGAGCAACGAAGAACAGCUAAGAAUAUUAAACAAGGUAAAAAUGGGUGAGAUGACCAUCCAAGAAGCUUUGGUGUGGGCAAGCAAGGGGACAGGUGAAGCUACGAAACAAACCUCACAAACACAGCAGCAGGUGGAAAGCACGUCACAGUAUAAUUUCAGUGUCUACAAAUGCAACAGAUACAGAUGGCAGAAACGAAUAUUGCAGAUUGAUUUCAAUUCAAAGGUUAUUUGCAGCAUUGAGAAAGGGACUGUGAAAAAGCAGUUUCCUUUUACACAAAUCAAGUCCUGUGAAGACAGGGAAGGAACUAGAUUCUCAAUUUCCUUUCACGACCGUCAGGAUUAUGAGCUUGAAGCCAAUUCUCAAGAAGACAAAAGAAAAAUCAUGCAGCUUGUAAAUAAAGUUAUAUACAAUAAUAUAUAUGUGCUUCCAACACAAGUUAGUUCGGCAGUUAACGAAGAACCCCCAAAAUCAGGGAUUAUACGUGAAGGACGGCUGGAUUUAGAGAGAGGAGAGCUGGCUUCUGUCAAAUGGGUGAAGUAUUUAGUACAACUGCAUGAAGGUGAGCUCAUCCUGCAGCACACAGACCACACCACAGGGAUUGAGGACUCAGACCCUUCCUCCACUGUCAUCCACAUCUCAGAUGGUAACGCGAGCGUUGAGAAGCAGCAUGGAUGUGAUGCCUUUACUGUGCACACCAAGAAAAACGAGUAUCAGUUUAGGGUACCGGUUAGCUGUCAGUUCAAGAGUACAGAAGAAAUAAAGAAAGAGCGGGAUGAAUGGGUACUGGCCAUCGAUAAGUUUUGUCUUCACUGGAAACGUAAAUCCCAAUUCAAACCUGAAGAUGAUGGGAUAUAUUCAGUCAUACAGGAGAGUCGGGUCAUGGACAUCAAAGAUCAGGUGGCAGAGAAGGAGCCGGUUUCACCUGUCAGUGGAAACACACCCCCCCCACUGCAAACGUCCCCUUCGGAACCAAACGCUGCGAACGCUGUUUUUCCCCAGACCCCAUCUUCUACGCAGUUACCUCCCAGUAAACUGGCACAGACGGUGUUUCAAGCUCCUUCUCCGAAGUCACCUGCAACAGUGCCUCCUCCCCCAGAGUGUGUAACGACACCAUCCAUCCCGGCACCGCCCCCACCUCCACCACCUCCACCACCAUCUCUAAGUCUGCAAUCCAAAUCUAUAUCAACGAGGACAAAAGCAUUUCACUGGGACCUGCUGUCUCAAGACAAGAUUCCAAAGUCUAUAUGGACACAGUGCAACACAGAGAAGAUCAAGAUAGAUGCAGAUAUGCUCAAUGAUCAGUUCAGGGUCCAAGAACUAGGAACCAUCGCUGGAGUGGAGUCUGCAACAAACCAUCAGAUCUUGCUAAAUCAGAAAGUGGCACAUAAUUUUAAUAUUUUUCUCAGAAGCUUUGAUGUAAAGCCCUACGAGCUGAAAGAAAAGUUACACAUUAUAAACGCAAAGGACGGCGGGCUUACAGACGAGCAAAUCUCAUCCCUCCGGAGGUAUGUGCCUACACCAGAUGAUAUAGAAAUGUAUAAAUCAUACAAGGGUUCACCAUCCGAGCUUCAUGUGGUUGACCAGUAUAUGAUGGAGAUGUGCAAUAUUCCCAAUUUAGAUAAUCGACUGGACCUUUUGCUCACGAUCAGAGAACUUCCGAUUAGUGUGGAUGACCUUCAGCCUCUGAUAAACCAGAUGAUUAAAAUGUGCACUCAGUUGCGGAACAGCAAAUCAUUUGUUUCUGUGUUAAAGUACCUGCUAGUUGUUGGCAACUACCUCAAUGAGAACGCUGGGAAGGAGAAGGCCAAAGGUUUCCGACUCUCUUCUUUAACAAAACUCACACAGAUGCGUGGAAAGGAGAGAAAAGUCACCUUGCUGCAUGCCCUUGUCCAGCAGAUUGUGUUACAUGAACCCGACUUGGCUAUUUUUUUCCAAGAGUUGACAGAAUUUGAAGAUGUUCCAGGGGCUUCAGUUAAAGGACUUACUGCAGAAGUGGAUGUUCUGAAGAAUGAGCUGCGGAAAAUAAUUCAACACAAAAAGGUUUUAAAUAAAGUUUUAAAUAAGGUUAACCGGGAAACACAGUUUUACAAAGACCUGAAGACUGUACUUCAGAAGUAUGAAGCAGACCUUUCUCAGCUGACUAAGAAAUGUGACGAGAUGAAGAAACUGUACAGUGACAUAUUGGUGAAAUUUGGGGAGCCACAAGAACAGGACUCACAGGAGCUUUUCGGAUGGGUGUGCUCAUUCAUCAGCAAUUUCAAGAGGAUUUAUGAAGAAAUCAUUGCAUAAGGACUUUCAAGACGAGCAGUAUGCAUUAUUAUUAUGCAAGGGCAGGAUUUAUUUCAAGAAAUUGUUUCAAUGGCAAACAUACAACUAGAUUUGCAACUUAAAAAACAUUAUCUGCCAACAUUAAGGUUCUGUUAAAGUCAAUUCCCAUUUCUGUCAGAAGGUCCGUCGAAAGUCGAUUGAUUUGUAAUUAUAAUUUAAUGAAUCUGAAACUAAUGCUUCUGAUUAAAAGAGGCCCCAUUCUGAUAACACCACAUCAGUCUUCUUAUACCACAGUUAAACCUCUAUUAUCCAAACUAAAUAGGAGCAAGGGGUGUUUUUAAAAUCAAUUUGUUGGGAUGAUAAUAUUAUAAUGGUAUUUACAAUAAAUUGAUUAAAAACUCUAGAAAUAAUUAAAGCACAACUCAUCUAAAUAUGUUGGGGACAGUAAUUGAGUGUACUGUAAAUACUGGAGAGAGUGUGGUUAGCACACAUUCUCUAGGACAGAAGAGCCGUGCACACAGCAAUACAGGUUAUUAAUAUAACACAUUUCUUUAUUGGCUUCCAAUUCCCUCCGGUUUACUGCUAUUAUUUAGUUGUAUUAUGGUUUCUACAAGUUAGCACCUUUCCAGUGUUCUGGCUUGGCAUUGUACACCUUGUUUCCUGCUCCUCCACAGCACCAAAGCUGGGAGUUCUUUGUUUUAGUGCUCUUUGGGAGGGUAUCCAUGCAGUUUAGAAACUCCAAAUUCUAUCUCAAUUUAGCACGCACAUUCCUGCAAUAGGAAGUGUGUGGCCAAAACAUGAUAUGAUUUAAAAGGGUGGGUAAAUCAUCUUUUCACACUAAAAAGCCACACAAAUUUUUUUCAUGGGAACAUGUCCGAAAGCUGUACCUUCUAUUUCACAAGACUUCAGCAGUGAAGAUCCCAUUUGUGAAGUAACCUUGCACAACCUUUUACUGUAACUAAAGGCUCCGAGCAAUUCUUUAUUAACAACUGAGAUUGUCUGGAAGUAGCUCUGGCAAACUCCUGUGACCAAAUAGAGGGGAAAAGCUUUUAUCCACUCUGAAUGUGCUUGGUGUCUGGCCAGUAGGGUUUGCUGUUGUGUGAUGAGGAGAAGCAAUCCCUGCUGGCUUCCCCUCCCCCACCACGGGAGUGUCAGAGCCAAUGUGACGCCCCCUUCGGAGUCCCGGACGCGAACUGACACCAUCCAGGCUGUAUGAUUCAUCCUGUGCUCCCUAUCGGCAGCGCUUUAACUGGAUGAGCCACUCAGGGACCCUGUGCUGUGAUGUUUUUGUACUGUUUUGUAACAGUGUAGUGUAACACUUCACUGCAGUUUCUGUCUCCGAGUCUCUGAUUCCUGCCGGUACUAUCUUGGGCCAAAGCGCUAUCCUGUGACAGGAUCAAAAUUGCUGAAGAUACAGUUCUGUAGGAAAACUUGUCUUUAUGUCUAUAACAGGUUUAUAAUAAAUAGAUAUAUGCAGUCAAAAUAUAUAUGCAUGCAAAUAAUACAUGGAUAGUACACAGUGCUUUCUUGUAGAAUGAUGAUAUUUGUGAGUUUUUUUGUAUUCAGUAUUUGUUGGAACACAGACAGAAACAUUGAAAUAUACCUUCCCAUAUUGUAAUAUUAAAUAUGUCAUUUGCAUUUGGAAGGAGAAUUUCUUUCCCUAAAGGAAAACUACAUGGAAACCAAAAUUUGCCGGAAAGUACUACCAAAAUCACGUGAGAAAGAGGUGAACGUAUUUUUUAUUUUUCCAUGAAAACCACGCCUAUGCUGCAUUUUAUCUACGGCUCCAAGGCUUUGGAACAAUUUCCCCUCGUCUGUAAUUCCAGCUCUCAAUAACAAUAUAGACUCACAUUAAACUUGGGAUUGUGCUUGAAUUGUAACUGCAGCUUGCUGUUUCAAACAGAGCCCUGUAUCAAUGAUUUGUAUAGCCCCUCAGCCCCACACAGCUGUAAAAUUGACACAACGGGACCAUCUUCAAACUACAUUUCUCCGAAGUUUCUGGAAGCAGUUCAUGUUACAGAAUUAGAGAGACAGAUCUUGAAGCUGCAGUGCCCUGCUAUAAGUUUAUGGUAAAUUAUGAUUUAUAGGUGACUGUUUACAACAUUUGUCUUUUGUUUGCCAUUGAUGGCAUGUAGUACUUCAUUACAAACUAGACCAAGAGCCCACUGAACCUUUUCAAAACAUUCUAGCAAUAAACAAUGGGCAUGUGGAAAAAAUCCUGCACACCUGUCCUUAACUAACAAGCCAGUUAGACACAACUAAUACUAACAUCAGCAUUCACACAUUCCUCUUAAUGGGCACCAUAAAGAGAUGUUCACACUUUAUCAUUUGGGAGUGAACAGCACAUUACCCAGGAAUAUAGGAAUAUGAAAUCAAGGUUGUAAAUACACUGAACAUACAUUUUACAUUUAAAGGGUGGUCUAGUUACUCUUUAACAUAAGCAAUAUUAUAGGAGGCUGUGUGGUCCAGUGGUCUCCGUCUUUCAGGUGAGAUGUAAUUGUAAGUGACUCUGCAGCUGACGCAUAGUUAACACAGCCUAGUCUCUGUAAGUCGCCUUGGAUAAAGGUGUCUGCUAAAUAAACAAAUAUUAUCUUAAAAUCACAUUUAAGGGGAUUAAAAAAACAAUUAUAUUUCCUUGUGAUCUUACAGCAGAUACAUGCUCCACUUUUUAGAGAAACCCAAUAUUUGAAAUAAAGCUAAGCUAUUUUAAUGUAGGUUUUGAUGGAAAGUUGCACAUACAUUUAAGUGUCAUGAAUGGAAUUUGAAUUAAUGUGUACCGAUAAAUCUACUUUCAAAAUAAUCAUUUAAAACAUAUCUGUUUACACGAUUUGUGUGUACAUUUUAUCAUGUGCCUGUCAAAAUGCGAAAGACCUUAAGUUAUAUUUGUUACAGUUAUUCCAUGUUAGUCUAAUACAAAAUAUCAAAAAGUUUGACAUAUUUUGACAAAAUAUGAUCUCAUUAUUGUUAAUCACUAUAAUAAGUGGUACAGGACUUGCACUCUCGUAUCUGAGUUCUUGCCAAAUAACUUUGUCUCCACAAUUUAGCAAGUUUUAUUUUGCUAUUGUUUUUUUUUUUUUUCAUCUGAUGCCUUGAAAAUAAGAUGAACCAUCUCAAUAGACCUGUAUCUUGAAACAAAUAAAUAAAUAAAUAUAAAAGUCUUAUAA